Quercus lobata is the source of this 753-nucleotide messenger RNA. Its product is annotated as protein FAR1-RELATED SEQUENCE 5-like. The transcript has 3 exons. The record is from RefSeq and is a predicted model, not a curated record. NCBI's taxonomy places the organism in Eukaryota, Viridiplantae, Streptophyta, Magnoliopsida, Fagales, Fagaceae. Bases 1 to 753 code for a protein of 250 amino acids.
AUGGAUCAUGAUACGGAGAACGAAGGGAAGACUGAUUUUAUUGAUUUGGAAAAACAUUGGAGUACUAUUCUCGAAAAAGGAAUAGAUCAGUUGACUGAUGCCCAAAUAACUGGUUUGAAAUUCAGUUCCCUAGAUGAUGGUGGAGAGUUUUAUAACACAUAUGCAAAGUUGGUUGGGUUUAGUAUUCGUAAAGAUGAGAUAAAACGUAAUAAAGAUAACAUUGUGACUUCUAGAAGAUGGGUUUGUGCAAAGGAAGGGUUGCGAAUUAGGAAAAAUGAGUCCAAUGUAAAUUGCAUGCGUGAGAGACCAAUAACAAGAAGUGGUUGCAAGGCCGCUUUUCGUAUUAGGACUAUUAAGGAUUCUGAUAAGGCUCAGAUUAUAGCAUUGCAUAAUGUUGGGGUCAAAUCAAAUCAAAUCAUGGAUCAUAUGAUCCAACAAGCUGGAGGAUACGAGAAUAUAGGGUUCACUUCAAAAGAUCUCUACAAUUAUGUAGCGGCAAUUCGCAACAACAAUACGCGAGAUGGUGAUGCUGAAUGUGCUUUGGGAUAUUUACAAGCAAAAGUAGACAUGGACUCCUCAUUUUUUUUUAAAUACACUGUUGAUGAAGAAAGCCGUUUGGCUAAUCUGUUUUGGACAGAUUCUCAAAGUCGUUUAGAUUAUGCAUGUUUUGGAGAUGUAGUCGCGUUUGAUACAACAUAUAAGACAAAUGUAUACAAAAAACCCCUUGUUAUAUUGAUGGGGACAAAGCAAUGA